GUGGCCACAGAGAGGCACCGGGGAGCCGAGCCCGGCGCGGGGCGGCCGCGGAAACAGCAGGGCUGCGCCCCGGGAACAAAAGGCUCCGGCGGCGGAGAGCGGCGCGGCUGUGGAGCCGUUCCCGGAGCAGGAUGCGCCGAGCGGAGCGCCGCUGCGCCUGGGCGGUUCUGCUGACCCUGUGCGGCCUGAGCGCGGCGCAGCCCCGAGGCAGGCUAGGCUAUUUGAUUGCUGCACCUUCUGUAUUCCGGUCUGGUGUUGAGGAAGCUGUGAGUGUGACCAUCUUCAAUGCUGUCAAGGAGACAACGGUCCAGAUUCAGCUGGUUGUGAAAGGAGAAACCGUGUCACGGGGCCAUGGAACUGUUCUGGAUAAAGGAACAAUCAAACUGAAGGUGCCUUCGGGGCUUCGUGGGCAGGGACAUCUGAAAGUGUGGGGCAACCGCCACGUGACAGAGGAGGGCUACAUUUUUCACAAUUACACCACAGUAACUAUUGAUAGCAAGGGAUCAUCGGUUUUCAUCCAAACUGAUAAGCCUGUCUAUAAACCCAAACAAAAAGUGCUGAUAAAUCUGUUCACGGUUACCUCGGACCUGAGGCCGUUCAAUGACAGGAUUGAAGCUUAUGUAGUGGAUCCUCGGGGGUCUCGUAUGAUAGAGUGGAGCAACUUAAAGCCGUUUUGUUGUGGCAUGGUGAAUAUGAGCUUUCCUUUGUCUGAUCAGCCUGUGUUUGGAGAGUGGCUCAUCUUUGCUGAAAUGCAGGGGCACACGUACAACAAAUCCUUCGAAGUUCAGAAAUAUGUAUUACCAAAAUUUGAGUUGCUGAUUGAUCCACCUCGCUACAUUCGUGACCUUACAACGUGUGAGAAAGGAACAGUCCAUGCCAGAUAUACAUUUGGAAAACCAGUGACAGGAAGGUUAAUUGUCAAUAUGACUAUAAAUGGUGUAGGGUAUUACAGGCAUGAAGUGGGACACCCUGUCCUCAAGACCACCCAGAUUGAUGGCUCUGCUGUUUUCGAUGUGUGUGUGAAAGACAUGAUGCCUGCUGAUGUCCCGGAGCAUUUUCGAGGCACAGUCAAUAUCUGGGCCACGGUGGUCAGCUCUGAUGGGAGCAAACAGGUCACGUUCGAUGACUCGACGCCUGUUCAGAAACAGCUGAUUGAUAUCAAGUACUCCAAGGACACCAGGAAACAGUUCAAACCUGGACUGCCUUACAAAGGAAAGGUAGAAGUCACUUACCCUGAUGGAAGUCCAGCUGACAGAGUCACUGUUCGGAUUAAAGCUGAACUCACACCGAAGGACAAUGUUUACACAAGUGAGUUGGUGUCAAGAAAUGGCCUCGUGGAGUUCGAAAUCCCUUCCAUUCCUACAGCUGCCCAAUAUGUCUGGCUGGAGACCAAAGUGACAGCAAUUGAUGGGAGACCAUCUGGGGAUCAGUAUCUGCCAAACUACUUGUCCAUCAGUAGCUGGUACUCACCCAGCAAGUGUCACAUCCAGCUCCAGGCACCAGAUAAGCCUUUCCAGGUAGGAGAGGAGGCUUGGAUUGCAGUGAAGUCCACAUGUCCUUGCAACUUCACUCUACAUUAUGAAGUGGCAUCGCGAGGUAACAUUGUCCUUUCAGGGCUGCAGCCCAGCAACAUCACUCAGCAGAGGAGCAAAAGAGCCACGAUUCCCUUUGAGAAGAGCAUGGAUGUCACUCAUUUCCCAGGAGCAGCACCUACCGACACCCCUGCAACAGAGGUUGAAGUGUGCAUGACCUUCCUCCAUUUCUCAGUAUCUCACAACAUGGCUCCCUUGGGCCGUCUUCUGGUGUAUUACGUCAGGGAGAAUGGAGAAGGGGUCACAGACAGCCUGCAGUUCUCCGUGAAGCCCACCUUUGAGAAUCAGGUUGCAGUGACUCUUUCAGCAAACGAGACCAGACCUGGUGAUGUUGUGAACAUCAAGGUCAGAGCUGCAAAGUCAAGCUGUGUUUGCGUUGCCACUGUGGAUAAGAGCGUCUACUUGCUGAAGACAGGUUUUCAGCUGACAGCCAGUCAGGUUUUCAAGGAGCUGGCAGAGUACGAUGUAUCCGAUGCCUUUGGAGCCCCGAAGGAGGAAGGGCACUUCUGGUGGCCAGGCAUGUCCUCCCGUCGACGCCGUAGAUCUUCUGUCUUUCCCUGGCACUGGGAUGUCACCAAGGAUGCUCGCUUCGCCUUUACAGAAACCGGCUUGGUUGUAAUGACAGAUACAGUCAGCUUAAACCACAGGCAGAAUGGAGGCAUGUACACAGACGAGGCUGUCCCAGCUUUUCAGCCUCACACUGGGACAUUGGUGGCUACAAUGCGUUCUAAAAUGGCACAGAGCAGAGCAGAGAGGAGAAAAAGAACCUUCUUUCCAGAGACAUGGAUAUGGCACUGCCUCAACGUCAGUAAUACAUCAGGAGAAGCAGAGCUGCACGUGGAAGUGCCAGACUCCAUCACUACAUGGAUAACCGAAGCUGUGGGCCUUUCUGAGGAGGAGGGGUUGGGCAUUGCCAAUCAAACGGAGCUGAAGACCUUUAAGCCUUUCUUCAUCGAUUUCACGUUGCCAUACCACGUCAUCCGAGGAGAACAGACCAAAAUCCCAUUGACUGUCUACAAUUACUUAUCUGUCUGCGUAGAGGUACACGUGAAGAUUUCUGUUCCGAAAGGCAUAAAGUUUGUUGGGCAUCCUGGGAAGCACCAUCUGACAAGAAAGAAGUGCGUUGCCCCCGGGGAAGCUAAACCCACCUCUGUUGUUUUGUCCUUCAGCGAGCUUGGACUGAGCAACAUCACUGCAAAAGCUUUUGCUUAUGGUGGAACUAAUUGCUGUCAGAAUGGGAUGCAGACCUUAAAGAAUGGCAAGCACUCAGAGGACAAUUAUGUGGACAAAAGGACCCCAGUUGGAGUGGAUUAUGUUCGCAGUAGUGUUGUUAUUGAGCCAGAGGGGCUGUCAAGAGAGUACACCUACAGUGUGUUCUUCUGCCCAAAUGAGAAAAUUCACAUUUCUACACCUAACAAAUAUGAGUACCAGUACAUGCAGAAGCCUGCCCAGAUGACACAUUUCGACAUCGCAGUGAAGGCACACAACGAUGCUCACGUGGCACUGUCCUCUGGUCCCCAUGACAUGGCAGAGAUGACAGAAAUUGUUAUUGGUGGGCACCAAAAUACUAAAACAUGGAUUUCCAUCAGCAAAAUGGGUGAGCCGGUGGUCAGCAGAGACACAGCUGGUAUCCUGUCCUGGGAUGAAUUCCGCAGCUUCUGGAUCAGCUGGAAAAAUGGAAUUAUUCAGGUUGGCCAUGGUACUCGGGUGCUAAAUGAAUCUAUUAUUGUGGAGUGGACAGUCCCCAAGCAGUUCGAGGUGAAGUACAUUGGCUUUUCCACAGGCUGGGGGUCAAUAGGAGAGUUUAAAAUUUGGAGGAAAGAAGAGACUGAUGAAAAUCACAAUGAAGCAUUUACUCUUGGAGUUCCCCACAACAUAAUUCCAGGAUCAGAAAGAGCUACAGCUUCAAUAAUAGGAGAUGUGAUGGGUCCUACAUUAAACAACUUGGACAAUCUUCUGCGAUUACCAUUCGGCUGUGGAGAGCAGAACAUGAUCCACUUUGCUCCUAAUGUUUUUGUCCUGAAAUAUCUGCAGAAAACCAAGCAACUCAGUCAAGAAGUGGAAAGUGAAGCUACUGAUUACCUUGUUCAAGGCUACCAGCGCCAGCUGACCUACAAGAGGCAGGAUGGCUCAUACAGCGCGUUUGGCGAGAGGGAUUCCUCGGGGAGCAUGUGGCUGACAGCAUUUGUCCUCAAGUCCUUUGCACAGUCCAGGGGCUUUAUUUUCAUUGACCCAAAAGAACUCACAGCUGCAAAGGAGUGGAUCAUUCAGCAUCAGAAGGAAGACGGCUCUUUUCCUGCUAUGGGCAGGAUUCUGAAUAAGGACAUUCAGGGUGGAAUCCAUGGUAAGAUCUCCCUGACAGCUUAUGUGGUUGCAUCUCUUUUGGAAACAGGUGUAACUUCGGAGGAAGAGAGAUCUGCUGUUGACAAAGCAAAACACUUCUUAGAGGCCAACUUGCACUCAGCAGAAGACCCUUACACCACUGCCUUGACUGCAUAUGCCCUGACACUGCUGCACAGUCCUUCUGCUGCUGUGGUGCUGAGGAAGAUGAACAGCAUGGCAAUCACACAAGAUGGCUUUACACACUGGAGCUUGACGGGAAGUCUUGUAGCUGAUGAAGAUACCUUCAUGGGCUUUAAUGAUGGACUCUCUCAAUCAGUAGUUUCUGCGGAAGUGGAAAUGACAUCUUAUGCCCUUCUGACAUACACACUCCUAGGAGAUGUGGCUUCUGCACUCCCUGUGGUAAAAUGGCUCUCACAGCAGAGGAAUGCACUUGGAGGAUUCUCUUCUACUCAGGACACGUGUGUAGCCCUGCAGGCUCUGGCUGAGUAUGCGAUCCUUUCUUAUGUUGGAGGAGUCAACCUUACCAUUUCCUUGGCUUCGACUAAUUUAGACUACCAGGAGACAUUUGAGCUUAAUAAAAUGAAUAAAAAAGUCCUCCAGACUGCAGUGAUCCCCAGUAUUCCCACGGGGCUGUUUGUGAGUGCCAAAGGUGAAGGCUGCUGUCUGAUGCAGAUUGAUGUCACAUACAACGUGCCAGAUCCUAUUGCCAAACCAGCAUUCCAGCUCCUGGUUAACCUGAAGGAGCCAAAGUCAGAGCAGCAUCUCCAAGCUCCAGUUCUGCUGCGCUCUCUCUCUCCAGAUGAGAAUCGCUCUGAAACCUUUCACAGAGAGAGAGCAGUGGUGGAUGAUGAUGACCCGGCUGCAGAUCGGGACCAUCAGGAGUACAAAGUGAUUCUGGAGACGUGCACAAGAUGGCUGCAUUCGGGAUCCUCUAACAUGGCUGUGCUGGAAGUGCCAUUGUUCUCAGGGUUUCGUGCAGACAUCGAGAGCCUCGAACAGUUACUGAUGAACAAGCAAAUUGGAUUAAAAAGAUAUGAAGUGGAUGGAAGAAAAGUCCUAUUUUAUUUUGAUGAGAUCCCUAGCCAGUGCAUGACCUGUGUAAAGUUUCAAGCUUUCAGAGAGUAUAUAGUGGGGAAAACAGCUCCUGUUCCUAUCAAAGUGUAUGAUUACUAUGAGCCAGCUUUUGAAGCAACUCGUUUCUACAACGUGAGUGAGAACAGCCCCUUGGCACGGGAGCUCUGCGACGGGCCGACGUGCAAUGAGGUGGAGAGCUCAGCAAGCCAGUGGGCUGGCUUUUCUCACUCUGGGCCAUGCAAUAACAUUUUUGGAUGCUUGGAGGAUGAGUAUUUUGAGCAAUGCAUGUGCUCAAGAGACUGUGGCUAUGAUGGGGAUCCUGUAUGCGGAUCAGAUGGACAGAUCUACCAGAACCAUUGCCAAAUGGAAGUAGCAUCGUGCAGGAAUAAUACGAGGAUAGAGCAGAUCCCCAUGUCUCAGUGUUCUAACUCCAAGAAUUUGCCAGAAGAAAGGGAGACAAACUCCCACACAGCUGAGCAACCCAGCAUCCAACAGACUCCAGCAGCUGAGGAAGGCCCUCCGCUGCCGUUGGAUCUGUCGUAUUAUUCCUAUGAAUACGAACCGGACCCCUACGCCUCUGAAGCUGACGUUUUUGAGACGGUGGCAGAACUGACAACAGUGAGCACGUUAAGAGAAGUGGACACCAUCCAGGAAGUAGUGACCACCGUAGAAUGAAAUAUAUAAUUUAAAUAAAAAGAAGAGGCUCAGAAUCAACUCCUGUAUGAGUUUGUUCCAACAGAUGACCUGCUGCAGAACAGAAACUGAAUGAUGACUACUUCCUGCUGCCCUCAGAACUGUGUAAGCUUUUCUGCCCCCCGGGGAGAACUGGAGAGCACAGAGGGACACUCAGUGUUAUUCUUCUGUCAAUUUUUCUGCCUUUUGUGCAACCUCUUAGGAAUGCUUCCAAGGAUGGAAGGCCGAUAUGCUGUGCCCUCUAGGUGAGAAAAAUAGGGGCUGGAAUUCAAACCUAUAGACCAUUUCCAAGUGUCUUCUCUAUUAUCAGGAUACUGCAACUGCCAUUUCCUAGCUACAUUUAGAAGCUAAGUCCAGGCCUUGUGCUUAGCUAAACUGCUGUUUGAGGAAAGAUGGCUGAGAAGUUUUCUCUCAAAUUAUAAUAAUAAAAAUCAGUGUAUUUUGCUAGUUGUGACAUAGCAAGAGGCUAGUAAUCUUCUGUAGCCUAUAAAUCUGCUGCACCCAUAAUGAUGUCCCACAAGAAGAAAAACUGCACUAUUAUAUCCAUGUUGUUGGGCGGUCUGUUUUACAAGAGAAAACUGAAAUCCAGGGCUGGAAAGCUUCAGGUGAGGAGUUUGCCAGCUGUAACAGCAUCUGGUGGAUGAGCCCUCUUCAUUUUGCACUAUGUGCUGGUGAGGGCUGCUUGCAGCCUUCUCAGCUCUGCAGCCCCUUUCCUCCUUGUAACUCUGGCAUGAAAAUAAAGCUGACCUGAGGCACAGUUCUUUUAAAUGCUUGCCUGACUUCACCAAUCACUUCAAUUCUGCUCCCUCCACACGAUGCCUUUGCUGGAUAUGGCCAUCCAUACAGUGGCCCUGGGGCUGCUGGUGGUUCAGAUCCCCACAGCCUGACCUGCACCAGCAACGCAGUACAACUAAAACUAAAAGCUUUGUUUCCAGAAGUGCAUUACUUUUUGGUUUCCCUCCCUGGCUGGAGCAGCACUGUUCUCUUUAGAGGAGUUUGAUUCAAUUGCCUGUUGCAAAAUACUGCUAAUAUUUUAUCUUCUCACUUCUAUUGUUAGGAGGACCCAGAGUGGGGUGGGGACUCCUUUUGAGAUAUUUCGUGGUGAAUGGAAACAGAAAAAAGCCCAACCCUGUUCAUUUUGGGGCCUUACUUACAUAGGAACACUGACAAGAAUAUAUCCCAGUACAGACAUUCUAUUCCAGAACAAGGGCAGUUUUAUUCCAGAAAACUGUCUGCACAGGGACAAAACGGGGGGUACCCCAGACCCUGGGUGUGUAGUUGUAGCAGAAAUGCUGAGACACAGCCUGAAGCAGUGAUUGAACACCUGGUGGAAGGCAGGGCCAGUCUAGGGGAGCUCAGGUGCAGGAUGGAGCCAGGACCCCCCCUUCCCAGCCCGACUUAAGGGUUGGCAGUAGAGGUGAGGGGAUCUUCUGGAGAUCCCUGCAUCCCUGAGACCUUUUGAAGGGAAGCAGCUUCUUUCCUUCAUUUCUGUGCCCACUGCUGUUGCAUUUGAGCAAACCCUCACUUGCUGCAGCCUGGCACCUCGCUGCUCAGUUAUUGCUGCGCUUUCCAUUGCUUUACGGUAAUUUCCAUUCCUUUAUGUCAGGCUGGCUAUUUGCAGAGCGUCACAACAUUGUGAGGGUUUGGCUCUCUAAGUUCUCUGGAGUUUCAGAACUGCUCUGUGAAGGUAUGAGCCUUCCCCCCAUCGUUUGCAGCCUGCCUGCUGCUCUCAGCUCUCCUGCAGAACCUCGCUGUGGCUGCUGCCUGUGUGUACCCACUGCUCCUCUGCAGUUUUUUGCCACGUCUGUUCAGUGCACAUUAACAGAUUGUGUCCUUGCUGUGUCCACACUGUGCAAUGGAAGCACUGGCAGCUGCGUUCCUGCCUGGCAGGUAAAGAAAAAUGCCCUUAAACUCAAUUCCAUCUCCUGUAAGCGACUGGCCUGGCAGAUGCUGGCUAUUGUGUACACACGGCCUGAGUCAAUAUUUAUCCCCUGGGUAAACAGCAGACCCAGUAUGAGCUGCAGAGAGCGGCAUUUUUGGUUGAUUUUUUUUAUUUUUCUUUUUUUUUUUUCCCUGGCUAUCAAAGCUGCAUGAUACAAACCCUGCUGUUUGCUGGUUUCAGUGUCUGUUCAGUGCUUUGAGUCGGGAUAUUUGGGCACUGUGAUUCUGUCAGUGUAACCAACUGCCCUGGGAAGAUGGGACCUGUGCCCUGAGCUCUGCAGCCUCCUGUGCUCUUUCCCUUCCUGGGUUUCAUUUUCCUGUCUCAUCCCUUCAGAUGAGUUCAGAAGGAUGUUUGAGGUAAUUUCAUGUUGAUGCUCUCGUAGAUCCUUGGGCAGUCCAGCAGUGUCCCCACUGGGAUGAGCUGAUGAAGGCAGAGGGUUUCAGCUGAGUGUUAAAUGUGACUUCAUUUUCCUCAGGCUCUGCUAUGUGUAAUGGAGUAACUCAAGAUUCAAGAAAGCUUCAUAUUACUGCCAGCUAAAUAAUUCCUGUUGGUGCCAGCCCAUCAACCUGGCUUUGUUCUGUGGGUUCUUUGGGGCAGUUUCAGGGCAAUCAUUGGGCUGUCUCCUCUUCAUAGCUAGGAGAGAAUGGGUUCAUUUGUCACCAAGGAAGAGACAAACCCAGUGGUGGAAUGGCAGCAGAGCUGCUGCUGCUUUGGGCUGAGUUGGCUGUGCCUUAGAAAUGUGUGCCUCCCUCUGUUAGGGAGAUGCUUCUCCUUUCCUUUCUCUGAUGGGUUUGUGAGACAGAUUUCUGCUUCCACCAAGUUACGUUACUAAAUAGCCAACAGCAGUGCUAAUUAUUGGUGACUUUCUGCUUGCAAUCCUUUCAAUGAAAUUAAUAUUUAUAUAUUUGUAACUGUACAUUAUGCAGAGUAACCAUUACCAUGGUAUUUAUUUUAAAGCAAUAGCUUCCUCGUCCUUUCUUGUCUGGGUGUUUUGGUCUUAGCUCUUUCCAUUCUUUUUAAUCAGCCUCAGUAGGAAAAAAAAGCCCUCAGAAUGUUCAGCUUGCUUGGAUAACAUCAUGGAAACGACAGCACUUGCUUUGCUAACACUGACAAUUGAUAUUUAACCUGGGGUAACCUGGUUUUCAUUAUGGUUGACAGAUGACCUAUUUGGAAAACCUCAGCUCAUUUUGUUGUUUCUUUUCCUCUUUUGGUUUUCGGUGCUUGCUCCUUCUGAUGGAGUGACAGCAGUCUGUGCUGCCUCUCCAGCAGCAGCUGCCAUGUUCUGCACGUGCUCUGCUGCACCCACAGGAGAUGGGCUCUAGUUUUCACCUAGAAAACUGGAACUAGUUUUCACCUGAGGUGCAUCCCACCCCAGCACUUACAUGUGAGCACACCGUUCUAUGAGCAUUUUUGUUUUGUUCACACACACAUCCUAGCAACUCUGAGUCCGGAAAAGGGUUUGUUUUAGAUUCUGGUAAAUAUUUUAUUAAAAACUGAUUUUAAAACAAUCUUUUCUGUCUCUUUAUUCGCACUGUAGGCUGUAGGGCUGUUUGGUUGUAGAUCACAGUUGUGGCUGUACCAAUAGAAACACCGAAUUCAGGAACUCUAAGGAAUCUCGUUGCCCAUUUUCUGC
This is a messenger RNA of Lagopus muta (rock ptarmigan), 9277 nucleotides long. It is a transcript of the gene CPAMD8, whose product is annotated as C3 and PZP like alpha-2-macroglobulin domain containing 8. NCBI's taxonomy places the organism in Eukaryota, Metazoa, Chordata, Aves, Galliformes, Phasianidae. Gene Ontology annotation, molecular function: protein binding; endopeptidase inhibitor activity. The transcript has 43 exons. The record is from RefSeq and is a predicted model, not a curated record. Gene Ontology annotation, cellular component: extracellular region. Bases 132 to 5684 code for a protein of 1850 amino acids.